Molecule: messenger RNA, 1846 nt
Organism: Oryza brachyantha (malo sina)
Lineage: Eukaryota; Viridiplantae; Streptophyta; Magnoliopsida; Poales; Poaceae
Product: probable serine/threonine-protein phosphatase 2A regulatory subunit B'' subunit TON2
Exons: 12
Coding region: 85-1557 (490 amino acids)
Biological process (GO): cortical cytoskeleton organization; microtubule cytoskeleton organization; regulation of dephosphorylation
Cellular component (GO): centrosome; spindle
Molecular function (GO): calcium ion binding
Source: RefSeq, a predicted model, not a curated record
UCGCAUCACACCAACCAAAAUCGAAUCGCGUCGGCUCCGGCCCCCCCCCCCCCCCCCCCCCACGCGCCGCUGUUCGCGCCCAUCAUGAGCACCCCCUCCGGCGACGGCGGGGACGCCGCCGGCGGCGGCGGCGAUGGCGCUUCGUCCGCCGCCGCGGCGAGCGCCGGGAGGCGGAUCCCGCCCGCGUCGUCCAUGCCGUGGGUCCGCAACCUCCGCCGCUUCGUCGGCACGGGCGCCGGCCUCGGAUCCGAAGCCUUGAUGGAACUGGAAACAAAAAGGAUACUGCUUGAGAUUUUCAAGGAGCGCCAACGGAAGAGUAUGGAAGCUGGUGCUAUCCCAAGUUUUUAUAAGAAGAAACCAGAAGAUGGAUCCAUUAGCCAUAGAGUUCAGAAACUGGCAAAAUACAGGUUUCUAAAGAAACAAUCUGAACUUCUGCUUAAUGCUGAUGAUCUUGAUGCGAUGUGGGUUUGUCUCAGAGAAAAUUGCGUUAUUGAUGAUGCUACAGGUGCUGAAAAGAUGAACUAUGAAGAUUUUUGCCAUAUUGCCACAGUGUGCACAGAGCAGAUUGGUCAGAAGUGCAAACGUUUCUUCAGCCCUUCAAACUUUAUGAAGUUUGAGAAGGACGAUUCUGGGAGAAUUGCAAUCUUACCCUUUUACCUUUAUGUCAUGCGAACAGUAUCGCUUACACAAGCGAGAAUUGAUAUGAGUGAGCUCGAUGAGGAUUCUGAUGGUUUCCUUCAACCUCAUGAAAUGGAAGCAUACAUAAGAGGGCUCAUCCCCAAUUUGGCACAAUUGCGUGAUAUGCCAUCAGCAUUUGUGCAAAUGUACUGCCGAAUAGCUGCACGCAAGUUCUUUUUCUUCUGUGAUCCACACAGACGAGGGAAAGCAUGCAUAAAGAAGGUAUUGCUGAGCAAUUGUCUUCAGGAACUAAUGGAACUACAUCAGGAGAGUGAGGAAGAAGUUACUGAUACUGAGCAGGCUGAAAAUUGGUUUUCUCUGACUUCAGCUCAGCGCAUUUGUGAUAUGUUUCUUGCAUUAGAUAAAGAUACAAAUGGCACAUUGAGCAAACAGGAGUUAAAGGAAUAUGCAGAUGGCACAUUGACAGAUAUCUUCAUCGAAAGAGUUUUUGAUGAACAUGUACGUCGGAGCAAAGUUGGAGGUGGUAACAGUCGUGAGAUGGACUUUGAAAGCUUUCUUGACUUUGUUCUGGCUCUAGAAAACAAAGAUACUCCUGAAGGAUUGACAUACCUAUUCAGAUGCCUUGAUCUUAAUGGAAGGGGAUUCUUGACAACUGCUGAUAUCCAUACUUUGUUUAGAGAUGUACACCAGAAAUGGAUAGAAGGAGGAAACUAUGAACUUUGCAUCGAAGACGUGAGGGAUGAAAUCUGGGACAUGGUGAAGCCAGCAGAUCCUCUCCGGAUCGCACUAAACGAUCUUCUCUCUUGCAAGCAAGGUGGGACUAUUGCCAGCAUGCUUAUAGAUGUACGUGGCUUCUGGGCGCACGACAACAGAGAGAACCUCCUCCAGGAAGAGGAAGAGCAAGUGGAAGAAGCCUGAGUUCUCCAGUUGCCAAGCACCCAAUCUGGUAAACUCAACCGCAAGGCAUGUGCAAUUGCUUGUACCACUCUGUGUGUCUGUGUUAUUGUAGCUUACGUAGCAUAUUAGAUAAGUUCUUCCUGUUCGCUGAGAGACUUGUUGUAACCUGUAAGUGUUCCAUUUAUGUAACCGGAGUGAAAUCUGACAUAUUUGAGUUGAACAUGGUGUUGUUGUCGCGCCUACUAGCUGUAUACCUUAGGGCUUUGGUUGGAUGCCCAAAGUAAAGCCUCAGUCUGUUGGAAUUUGUACA